Molecule: messenger RNA, 1545 nt
Organism: Peronospora belbahrii
Lineage: Eukaryota; Oomycota; Peronosporomycetes; Peronosporales; Peronosporaceae
Source: the annotation of a GenBank genome assembly
AUGACUGCUGGUUUCAUCUCAGCAGUCUCUGCUGCAAAUUCAACGUCUGGAUCAGCAGGUGUUGAUGAAAUGACCAUGACAACGGUGUCAACUCCAGCAACCGAUACUUCGACGGAAGCAAAUGCUUCUCCAAUGGAAACUUCAGAUAUAUCGUCAUCAUCGACAAACGCUACGACCUCGACCAAGUCAAUCACAAACAUUGCAUUAAGCUCUGAUGUCUUUGCAAAUCUCAAGACACAGACGCAUCCGAGUGACUCGUACCAUAUGCCCACUUUACGUGUCAUACAUGCCCGUGUGCAGAGCGACGCUCCUAUUCUCGUCGACGGAGUAUUCGUCUCGAGCUUUGGUGGUGGUGAACUUGAUGCUGGCUAUCUGUCUGCUAUGGAUACGGUCAAUACUGCGUCUGUCGAAGGAGCACUCAUGUACGUUCAGGCUGAAGGUAUCAACGUGAAAGUUCGUGCUGAGGACGAACGCUGUGAACGCAAGUCGAGUAUGGCAAACAUUGUGUUCUAUGAGAUUAUCCUGGUGCAGACAAAUGAGACGUUGGCUCAAUUCCAAGAUUCGUGGGGUAAGACGCCCGAAUAUGGUCCCAUGCUGCCUAUGGACAGUGGUCGCUGCACGCCUCUUUCGGGUGACGACGACUUUCCUGCCGGUUGUUUGCAGUUUAAUGGUGACGAAGGUCAGCCAAACGUUGGUCCGUUCAUUGGUGCCGGCAUCAAGGAUGACGACGUCCGUGCUCCAUACCCGGACAACUAUUGGUUCUCUUUCCCGGGCUCGUGUCCGCUAAAAGUUUGGGCCGAGAAGACGGACGAGUGCCGUGAGAAAACCCGCAAGGGUCUGUGCAACUACGGUGAGGGUCCCGACGGUGUCGAGUGCACUUUCACCUAUAACAUCAUGGGCUGGGUCACCAUCGACGAUAUUGUGGGUAUCACCGCUAUUGAGAACCCGGAGACGGGCUCAAUGUAUGCCAAUUUCACGGAGUGGUGUCUCGCUGACUCGAACAACAUUGAGUUCUCUGCAAACGCCGAAACUGGUGAGUUUGAGGCGGGUCUGCCAUUCUGGAAAGACCCGCUCAACUCGACCGCGAACGCUGCUCGCGCGGAGGCUGUCAUUGCCACAUACAAAAAGACUCUUUCUUCUGGCUCGACGCAGAUUGAUGACAGUGUGGUUGCCGUCUUUCGCGCGCUACCUACCCCGGAGGAACUUGCUGCUUCAAAUCCGCCAUGUUACAUGACGGUGGAGGCUUGUGGUUCUGGCAAUGGAUGCAAGCGUGUUGGCUACUCCCAGAUCUGCACUGAGUGUGAGGCUGAUGAGGGCUGCGAGACAAGUGGAAGCGACUUUGUGUACCCGAAACUCGAAAAGGCCUACACUGACUUGUCCGAGAAUGAGACCACGACUAAGAUUGAGGACGGAAACAGUACUGGUGCUACUGGAUCGACUGCUGGAUCGACUGCUGGUUCGAGCAAAUCAAGUUCUGCUGCACCGACGAUCUUCACUCUCGUGUCAGUAGUUGUUGGUCUCAUGACUACAGUGUUUGCCCUGUAA